Gordionus sp. m RMFG-2023 is the source of this 2044-nucleotide messenger RNA. RefSeq names its product nitrilase and fragile histidine triad fusion protein NitFhit-like. The transcript is spliced from 9 exons. Bases 1 to 1626 code for a protein of 541 amino acids. Lineage: Eukaryota; Metazoa; Nematomorpha; Gordioida; Chordodea; Parachordodidae. The record is from RefSeq and is a predicted model, not a curated record. Gene Ontology annotation, molecular function: hydrolase activity, acting on carbon-nitrogen (but not peptide) bonds, in linear amides.
AUGGCACAUUCAUCUUUACGAGUAUCUCUCUGUCAAUUAUCCUCGGUCCAUGAUAAAAUAGCAAAUUUUCAAACUUGUAGCAGAUUAAUUUUGGAAUCAAAAAAAGAAAAAGCUAAUAUGGUUUUUUUACCUGAGUGCUUUGAUUAUAUGUCAAGGAAUAAAGAAGAAUUAAUAGAACUAGCUGAAACACUUGAUGGGCCUUUGAUAGCACAAUAUAAAAAUCUUGCCAAGGAAAAUACUAUAUGGUUAUCUCUAGGAGGUUUUCAUCAAAAAAUUUCUAAUGAAAAGGAUGCCUUGAAAAAGGUAUAUAACACUCAUAUUAUAAUCAAUGACAAAGGUGAAAUAGUCAGCACUUACAAUAAAUAUCACCUUUUUGAUUUGGAUAUUCCAGGAAAAAUACGACUCAAAGAGAGUGACACAACAGCAUCCGGAAAAGGUUUUGUUAAACCUAUAGAAACUCCUUUGGGCAACAUUGGAUUAUUAGUAUGUUACGAUAUCCGUUUCCCUCGAGCCUCAUCAUUGCUGCGUUUUCAGGGCGGGGCCCAUAUUCUGACUUACCCAUCGGCUUUUACCAUACCGACGGGUUCCAAGCAUUGGGAACUUCUGAACAGGGCCAGGGCCGUCGAAAACCAAUGCUACGUCAUAUCGGCCGCCCAAGUGGGGAUUCACAAUGAUAAAAGGUCAUCCUAUGGUCAUUCCAUGAUUGUAGAUCCGUCAGGAAACGUUUUACUAGAUAUGGGAGGCCCGGAUCAAGCUGUCAAUCAAUGCAAAGUUAUAGAGUUGGCCACUAGUAAAGAGGAACUAAUGGGUCUUAUCGAGAAAAUCAGAAGAGAAAUGCCUUUAGAGAAUAGUUUAGCCGUAGAAAAUAAGAAUUUCUUUUUCGACCACGACGUUUACAGAAAAUUGAUUCAAUGUUCCAAUUUAGACCACGAUGAAACGGAGGAAGAGGAUCAUUACGAGAGCUUGUUACCUAUUGACGAAUCGAUUAAAUACCCUUUCGGUCCUGAAGUAACCAUCCAUCCUUCUCUAGUGAUUGCCCGAAAUCUUCACGCUUUCGCCUUCCCGAAUCGGUCACCUCUUUUACCCGGCCACGUUCUCAUCACUACCAUUAGGAUCCAUAACCCUCCUGAAUCGCUCAUGUUAGAUUGUUCGCGGAGCGAAGUAGCGGCUCUUUUCGAUUUGGCUAAAAUCGUGGCACGCAAGGCGUUAGCUCCCACGUAUUUUAAUAACAAUCCAAAUAGUGCACCUUCGAAAAAACCUAUCCUUUCACCCGCCCAACAGAUUGGUUCCCACACGACGACACCUCACGCUAAUUUACAGCUAAUUGAUUCAUCAGGUCCCGCUUUCACUGUGACGGUGCAAGACGGUAAAGCAGCGGGUGCUACGGUGCCUCAAGUGCAUGUGCAUCUCAUACCUCGUCACAAAGGAGAUUUGAAGAAAAAAGAUGAUUCUAACGCGGAUGUUGAUGACAACGAGAUAUAUCGCAGAUUAGCAGAGCGUGAUGCACAAAGCAUUAAACCUGAAACAGGGAAUUGGAGAACUGUAGAUGAUAUGGCUAGGGAAGCUGACAUAUACAGGAAAAUUUUGUACAAAAACGGGAGUGAUAAAAAUUAUUUUUGUAGUUAAAGAAGAAUAAAUUUAUUAAUAUUGAUAAAUUUGCUUUUAUAUUAAUUUCACCUUAAUAGUUACAAAUGUAUUUGGAAGUAUUUAUUAUAAUGUAUCAAGAGUUUAAUAUAAAUCAAUUAUUCUUUAAAUGUUACUCAUUAGUCAUAUUUAUCUAAAAUAAUUCUUUUUUAUAAGAAAAAUUUUUGGCCUGGAUAUAAUUAAAAUAAAAUAUUCUAGAUAUUUUUCUAAAAAGUUUUUUUAUUGAAUAAAUCCCGUUUUAUUUAUUAAAAAAAUAUAAUUUAUUGAAAUUUAUGAAAUCGAGUUUGGCCGCAUAGUGUAUAAAUGCGAAAAUCAUUUAUUUUUUCUUGAAAUUUUUUUUUGAUUGCCACCAAUAAAAUUGUAUAAUAUUUAUAUAUUUUCCAUCGCUUCAAAUAUAUUG